Molecule: messenger RNA, 903 nt
Organism: Lithohypha guttulata
Lineage: Eukaryota; Fungi; Ascomycota; Eurotiomycetes; Chaetothyriales; Trichomeriaceae
Exons: 3
Coding region: 1-903 (300 amino acids)
Molecular function (GO): protein binding
Source: RefSeq, a predicted model, not a curated record
AUGUCGUUCAUGAAGAGCCUGAAAGGACUGGCCGAUGAUUUCAAGGGAAUGAUGAGCGACAAGGACAAAGACAAGGAGAAACAGCAUGCUGGCGAGACGCACAAUACUACUUAUAAGGACGGUAGCUAUGGUGCCUCAGAUUCAUACCACCAAGGACAGUAUGCCGGACAGCACUCAUCGAAUCCAUCCCAACCACAAUAUGGCGGUCCACCACCUUCUCAAGGCUACGGUCCGCCUGCAGCUGAACCUGGCCUUCCUCCAGGCUGGAUCAAGCAGUGGGAUCAGAACAGUCAGAGAUACUAUUACCUUCAGCAAGCCACUGGUCGAUCUCAAUGGGAGCCUCCAUCCAUGUCUUACAUGUCGAUGGACCAGAGUCGAGGUUAUGGAGCUCCAGCUGGACAGACCUAUCCUCCCCAUGGUUAUGGUCAAGGAUUUUCACAGCACGGACAGGGUUACCCGGCCCCAGGUGGUCUUGCUCACUCUGGUGGUCACGGCUAUCCUCCUGGAGCUACUGGAAGUGGUGAGAAGAGCAACAAAGGUGCUUUACUUGCUGCUGGAGCUGGUGGCUUGGCCGUUGGUGGUCUCGCGGGAGCAGCGCUCGCUGGUGACGACAGCGACGAUGAACAUCGUCAGUCAGCUCCAGCAGGAUAUGGAGCUGCGCCAUCAGGUUAUGGCUAUGGUGCUCCACCGCCAAUGACGGAUGCACAAGCUCUUGAACACAAUUCCGAUGUUUCUUCGUCGCGCCGUGAAUCACUAGAGGAAGCUCGAAAGGAGUACGAACAGGCACAACAAGAGGCAGCUGAUUCAGACGCUUCAAGCAGUGACCACGAAGAGGCCCGAGAAGCUAGAGAGGAGUACCAAGAGGAAAUUGAGGAGGCCCAGGAGGAAGCAUACGACGACUGA